CAGUCAUGGGUAAGAGGUUAAAAGUUGCGCAUGCGCAUUUAAAGCCAUCCUGCUUUAGAUGAAACCACGGAACCCAGUACUGUAGUAACACCUUCUCUUACUUGACGCCCGAAAUGCGCCUGUGCAAGACCUGAGCAAACGACCAGAAUAGACCCGCUUGAAAUGUGCCUAGAAAUCAACAGGAAAAUCCAGGAGAACUUUCAAAUGAACUAAGACCUCAACUAAUGGGAAAGUAUUUCUCUUUUUGAGAUAGCUUUCGUGUCAAACGGGCAUAACUAUUGCCGAAUUACUGCUACAAUGAAAUCUUGGAUUUCGCCAAAUCCCUUUUAGGGGCUACUUCCGACUCGAGAAAGACAAAAAUAUGGCUGGCAUUCAAUAUAUCCCCGGAAGUUCCCUAUCAAGACAACGCGAUGGGUAGUUCUCUCUCCAUGUUUCUUCUUUCUUCCGUCUUCACACUCUGCCAUUGAUUGGCCCAGCGAUAUGCUUGUCAUAUAGUGAGCCCAACCAUUGUCAGCCUUCUUGAUUAACCCUAUGACUAUUGGCGUCAUCCCAAUGCGACUGUCUAAGCUGAGAGUCUCUGAUUGGUUUACCGAUGUGCUUGUCCGUUCGUAGCCCAAUCGGAGUAACGUUCGGUAUCCCGUCCCGCUAUUGAUUGGUUUAAGGGAGCUAGAAGCGGGUAUAGCUGACGGCGGAGCUGAUAAGAAAAAAAGGGAGCGAGUGUGGCGCUUGGAGAAAACGGAGAGGAGGGAAGAUCUGGCAUUCUACUGUGUACACAGCAAGGGGUGAGGAAGUGCAGAAGGAUGAAGAAGGAGCAAGUGCUUAACUGUCAGUUCUCCUUGUGGUACCCACAAUUCAAAAGCCAAACUAUCUGCAGCAUUAUACUUCCACUGCCACAGAAUGUGAAGGAUUACUUGCUGGAUGAUGGUACUUUGGUAGUUUCAGGAAGGGAAGAUCCCCCUACCUAUUUUGCAGAUGUUGAUGGCAAUGACAAUGAAAUGGAUGAAAUACAGGCACCAGAAUUCCCUGAAUUUGCACUUAAAGUUCAAGAAGCAAUCAGUUCCCUGGGAGGUAGUGUUUUUCCUAAGCUCAAUUGGAGUGCUCCAAGGGACGCCUAUUGGAUCGCAAUGAAUAGUUCUCUGAAGUGUAAAUGCCUCAGCGACAUCUUCUUACUUUUCAAGAGUUCAGAUUUCAUUACUCGAGAUUUUACUCAACCAUUUAUUCAUUGCAAUGAUGACUCCCCUGACCCCAACUUGGAAUAUGAACUUGUACUCCGAAAGUGGUGUGAAUUGAUUCCUGGGGCAGAAUUCAGAUGUUUUGUCAAGGAAAAUAAACUUAUAGGUAUAUCCCAGCGAGACUACACUCAAUACUAUGAACAUAUCUCUAAACAAAAAGAAGAGAUAUGUCGAUGUAUACAGGAGUUUUUCAAGAAACACAUACAGUAUAAAUUCUUUGACGAAGACUUUGUGUUUGAUGUCUAUAGGGACAGCAUGGGAAGAGUGUGGUUAAUUGAUUUUAAUCCAUUUGGUGAAGUAACGGAUUCUCUGCUGUUUACAUGGGAAGAGCUGUCUGGGAACAGUUUGAAAGAUGAUCAGAGUGAAGGUGCAGCCAUGGAACAGGACUACCCAUCAUUCCGUUGCACAAACAGUAACCUUACAGUACAGCCUAGUCCCUAUCUCAGCUACAGACUACCCAAAGACUUUGUAGACCUCUCUACUGGAGAAGAUGUUCACAAAUUAAUUGACCUGCUCAAACUGAAACGAAAUCAGCAAGAUGAUGAAGAAUUAUGAAGUAUGGGGUGAAAUUGAAGCAAGAAAUGAGCCCAGAGCUUCCUGGGGUGGGGGGUGGGGGCUAACAUUUUAACAGCACCAGCUCAGAGAAAAUCUGCUUUUUGUAUUCUCACAAAAUCAAGACAAUAAGGUCAUUGACACAACCUGUGAGCCAGACAGGGUGGGGGAAGCAGGAGCGCACCUACCUUCCCCCAGACGAUCGUUGUUCUCUUGGCUGUGCCACUCACACGUCUACACAAGCUGUGCUGCUUGGAGCAGUGCGGAACUCUUGAGACCAGGAAAACACAACCCGGCGUCCAGAAAUUCCUCAAUGCACUGUAUGAGGAGCGUGUUGCAUUGAGGGAUUUCUCCACCAGCCGGGUGCUCUAGGUGCCCAGCUCUGUGUCAGCCUGAGCAAGCACAUGGCCGGGGACUGAGGUAAGAGGGCAUGUGCGCCCUCUUUCCUCAGUAAAAGCCUGGGGACAAAAACUGGGCUACCUGGUGAGGCAGUGCCAGAAUCUGCUCCAAUCCCAGCGCUUCACACAAGCAGCCCUACCCCGGUAGGCUGUGCAAGCCCGGGUAGGGCUGCUUAUGUGAACAGCCUUAAUGUCAGUCUUUUGUGGGUAUUUUCUGGGUAUCUUUUAUUUAACAGAAUAAAUAUAUGUUUGGCAGACUUGCAAAUAAAUACUGGGGGGGGGGGAAAGGAAUUGCUCCUCUCUACGCGUGGUCAGCUCCUCCUCCACAAUGGCAGAGCCAUAGUGCUGCCCUCCAAACCUAUACUGAGUCUUUAAAGCUGCAACAGAAGACCAAGAGAGAGUUUCUAUAACCGUAGCAUUGCCUAGGCCCCAUUUUACUGCUUAGCAAGGAAGCUGACAACAGUAGAAGGGAUCCUAUGACUUGAGAGAUGGGAAACAACCAAAUCACUAGUGACCUGGGGAGCACCACUGAUGUGCAGGGAGCCAUUCUUUCUUCCUGCUGGCCAAACCCAAGUCCUGCUCCUUUACACUCACGGUAUAUGAUUGUGGUUGCUGGUCACUUAUGGCAGACAUUUUUCUUCCACCUCUGUGGCUGCUGUGGAGAAUCCCCAGUAGGACUGAAUUAGGAUUACUCUAACCCUACUUGCAUUGGAUCUGAAUUUGGUAUUAGAUGCAGAAUUUAGCAUCUCUUCACUUGUAUCUUUAAAAAUAAAAAGCAAUAUUUAGCUCUUA
Molecule: messenger RNA, 2974 nt
Organism: Hemicordylus capensis (graceful crag lizard)
Lineage: Eukaryota; Metazoa; Chordata; Lepidosauria; Squamata; Cordylidae
Gene: CDC123
Product: cell division cycle 123
Exons: 13
Coding region: 801-1787 (328 amino acids)
Cellular component (GO): cytoplasm
Source: RefSeq, a predicted model, not a curated record